GGACUCCACAAGGUGUUCGUGUACGGGACACUGAAACGAGGCCAACCCAACCACCAUCUCUUGCAGGAGGCAGUAGGGCUAGCUAGACUCCUCGGCCGAGCACGACUCGUCGACCGCUACCCACUCAUCCUUACAAGAUACGGAAUUCCAAUGCUCCUAGCUAAGCAAGGCGCAGGAGAAGUAGUAGAAGGAGAGUUGUACGAAGUGGACGACGAUGCACUAGCGAAACUAGACGAACUCGAACACCACCCUACACUCUACACUCGAACGCCCACACACUGUCACCUCCUCACACCCUCCCAACAAUCACACCUCCCAAACUCCACCUCAUCUCCUACCCCCUCCUCUGACCCCACAGCCAGUGUGGACUGCGAGACAUACAUGGUAUAUGAUACCACAGACUCUGCGCUUCAGCAACCUCACUAUCGCUGCUACGACGUUGCAAAUCUUCCAGAAGGGCUAGAAAUGCCCCCCUCUGCUAAAGAUAGGAGCCCAGAACUACGGGCAGCCAUUUACGAGAGCUUGCUCGAAAUAAAGAGGAAAAUGUCAUAGACUCAUAUGAGAAUCACAUAGACUUUUGGC
Geodia barretti is the source of this 582-nucleotide messenger RNA. The record is from the annotation of a GenBank genome assembly. Lineage: Eukaryota; Metazoa; Porifera; Demospongiae; Tetractinellida; Geodiidae.